Messenger RNA from Beta vulgaris subsp. vulgaris (sugar beet), 531 nucleotides. RefSeq lists its product as uncharacterized. The coding region runs from base 1 to 531 and encodes 176 amino acids. The record is from RefSeq and is a predicted model, not a curated record. Lineage: Eukaryota; Viridiplantae; Streptophyta; Magnoliopsida; Caryophyllales; Amaranthaceae. The transcript has a single exon.
AUGGCUAAUAAUACUUAUCUAGCUGUUGCUAUUCGCCUUUUGGCGGAGAAAUUGACUCAGGAGAGGGUUGAGUGUCCUAAGACUGCUGGAGAAAUGUUCGAAAGAUUAGCUAAAGUUAAACCACCCUACUUUAAGGGGCAAUCUGACCCGUGCUUCUUAGAUAAUUGGAUUAGGGAGUUCGAAAAACUAUUUGAGGUAGUGAACUGCCCUGGUGAGAUGAGAGUAGGUCAAGCUGUGUUAUACCUGAAGGAUGAGGCUGACCUAUGGUGGAGGGAAAAUGGUGCUAGACUGAGUGUUGCUGAAGGAUUCAAUUGGGAAGCAUUUGUGGUUGCCUUGAGAGGGAAGUUUUACCCUGCAUUUAUGAGGAAGCAGAAAGCCCAAGAAUUCAUUAACCUGAGGAUGGGAAGUAUGACCAUCUUUGAGUACUAUGGCAAGUUUAUAGCCCUGUCUAGGUUUGCACCUGAUGAGGUUGUAGCCACCGAGGAGCUUAGGGUCCAGAGGUUCGAGCAAGGCUUAACUGAAGAAAUCUAA